Messenger RNA from Numida meleagris (helmeted guineafowl), 2280 nucleotides. RefSeq names its product tubulin beta-7 chain. Gene Ontology annotation, cellular component: cytoplasm; microtubule. Bases 95 to 1213 code for a protein of 372 amino acids. The record is from RefSeq and is a predicted model, not a curated record. The transcript is spliced from 2 exons. Gene Ontology annotation, biological process: microtubule cytoskeleton organization; mitotic cell cycle. Gene Ontology annotation, molecular function: GTP binding; structural constituent of cytoskeleton; GTPase activity. Lineage: Eukaryota; Metazoa; Chordata; Aves; Galliformes; Numididae.
CUGCCCCGUCACCUCCCCCCGGUGACACGGCUCCGCCCCCCCAGGCGGUAAGUACGUGCCCAGAGCCAUCCUGGUGGACCUGGAGCCGGGCACCAUGGACUCGGUGCGCUCGGGGCCCUUCGGGCAGAUCUUCCGCCCCGACAACUUCGUUUUCGGGCAGAGCGGGGCCGGCAACAACUGGGCCAAGGGCCACUACACGGAAGGGGCCGAGCUGGUGGACUCGGUGCUGGACGUGGUGCGGAAGGAGGCGGAGAGCUGCGACUGCCUGCAGGGCUUCCAGCUGACCCACUCGCUGGGGGGCGGCACGGGCUCGGGGAUGGGGACCCUCCUGAUCUCCAAGAUCCGCGAGGAAUACCCGGACCGCAUCAUGAACACGUUCAGCGUGGUGCCGUCCCCCAAGGUGUCGGACACGGUGGUGGAACCCUACAACGCCACGCUGUCGGUGCACCAGCUGGUGGAGAACACGGACGAGACCUACUGCAUCGACAACGAGGCGCUGUACGACAUCUGCUUCCGCACGCUCAAGCUGACCACCCCCACCUACGGAGACCUCAACCACCUCGUCUCGGCCACCAUGAGCGGCGUCACCACCUGCCUGCGCUUCCCCGGCCAGCUCAACGCCGACCUGCGCAAGCUGGCCGUCAACAUGGUGCCCUUCCCGCGCCUGCACUUCUUCAUGCCCGGCUUCGCCCCGCUGACGUCGCGCGGCAGCCAGCAGUACCGCGCCCUCACCGUCCCCGAGCUCACCCAGCAGGUCUUCGACGCCAAGAACAUGAUGGCGGCCUGCGACCCGCGCCACGGCCGCUACCUCACCGUGGCCGCCGUCUUCCGCGGCCGCAUGUCCAUGAAGGAGGUGGACGAGCAGAUGCUGAACGUGCAGAACAAGAACAGCUCCUACUUCGUCGAGUGGAUCCCCAACAACGUGAAGACGGCGGUGUGCGACAUCCCGCCCCGCGGCCUCAAGAUGGCCGUCACCUUCAUCGGCAACAGCACGGCCAUCCAGGAGCUGUUCAAGCGCAUCUCGGAGCAGUUCACCGCCAUGUUCCGGCGCAAGGCCUUCCUGCACUGGUACACGGGCGAGGGCAUGGACGAGAUGGAGUUCACCGAGGCCGAGAGCAACAUGAACGACCUGGUGUCGGAGUACCAGCAGUACCAGGACGCCACGGCCGAGGAGGAGGAGGAUUUCGGCGAGGAGGCCGAAGAAGAGGCCUAAGAAACGAGCCGGCCUUCGUCCUUCGCUGUCGUCACCGUCGUCGUCCUCGGAGAGCCCUCGUCUUCCCGCGUCGUCCUCGGAGAGCCCUCGUCCCGCGGCAGCGCCGACCGCUGCUCCCGGCUGCCACCGCAACCACGCUGGCCAUCGUCGUCGUCCUUCACCGUUGUCACCAUGAAGAUGUUGGCCAUCGUCGUCGUCCUUCACCGUUGUCACCGUGAAGACGUUGGCCGUCAUUAUUGUCCUUUACCAUUGUCACCAUGAAGAUGUUGGCCAUCGUCCUUGUCCUUCACCGUUGUCACCACAACCACGCUGGCCAUUGUCGUCGUCCUUCACCGUUGUCACCGUGAAGACGUUGGCCAUUGUCGUCGUCCUUCACCGUUGUCACCAUGAAGACGUUGGCCAUCGUCCUUCACCAUUGUCAGCAUUGUUGGCCAUCGUUGUCAUGGGCCUUGUCACCGUGAAGAUGUCGGCCUUGGUCAUCGUCCUUUGGCGUUGUCACCACAACCACGUUGGCCAUCAUCAGUGUCCUUCAUCGUCACCACGAAGAUGUUGGCCAUCCUCAUGGGCCUUGUCACCACGAAGACGUUGGCCAUCGUCCUCGUCCUUCGGCGUUGUCACCGUGAAGACGUUGGCUUGGUCAGCGUCAUCUUGAAGAGCUCUUGGCCAUUGUCCUCGUCCUUUGGCAACGUCACCACGAAGACAUUGGCCAUAGUCAUUGUCCUUUGGCAUUGUCACCUCGAAGACGUUGGUCAUCAUCAUUGUCCUUCACCAUUGUCACCAUGAAGAUGUUGGCCGUCGUUGUCAUUGGCCUUGUCACCACAAAGACGUUGGCCAUCAUCCUUUGCUGUUGGCACCAUGAAGACGUUGGCCACCGUCCUUUGGAGUUGUCACCUCGAAGAGCUCUUGGCCAUUGUCAUCGUCCUCGUCCUUCGGCGUUGUCACCGCAAAGAUGCUGGUCAUCGUCAUCAUCCUUGGCCGAUGUCACCGUGAAGACGUUGCCCAUUGUCAUCAUGCUUUGGCCUUGUCACCAUGAAGAUGCUGGUCGUGGUCCUUCACCAUUGUCCACA